Mizuhopecten yessoensis (Yesso scallop) is the source of this 456-nucleotide messenger RNA. RefSeq lists its product as uncharacterized. NCBI's taxonomy places the organism in Eukaryota, Metazoa, Mollusca, Bivalvia, Pectinida, Pectinidae. The record is from RefSeq and is a predicted model, not a curated record. The annotation marks the transcript as partial. The transcript has 3 exons.
GCUUUCAAGAUCAGAAAAAUGAGCAAAAGGCCGCAUUAGCGACACGUACUGUGGUUGACACGACAGCGGGAGUAGAUGAAAGUGGCAAGUCUGUUACCCAAAGUCUUCAUGAUCAGAAGAAUAAACUAAAGACCACAACGACAAGUACUGUAGCCACCACCACCACACUAGGAGGAGAUGGUGGUCUCAGAUCAGUAACCCCACAUCGUCAAAGUCAGAAGGAUGAGUCCACAAUCACAUCAAGUACAACAGGGAGAGAUGGUAGAGGGGGCAUAAACACAAAUCAAGCUUUGGCGUUCUUUUGUCCACAUGAAUGUACAUACUGUCUGACGUUCGAAAGAAAAGAGAACACAAUGUGCAGGGCGUUCGAUAAAUACGGAUCCAUAAAUCAGACAUUUGUCAAUGCUCUAUCGCAGGUUCUACGACAGGCUAAUGACGAGAUAGUAGCUUUACCAC